ACAACAUAGGGUGAACUUGCAAUUAUUGAUAUAGCCGAUGGAUAAUGCAUACGUAAUACACGCAGAUUAAGAUCGUAUAAGGUUGUUUGUUUCAUUUCUGAUAAUUUUACUGCAUUAAAAUAGAUUAAUUAUAUAAUUUAAUAUUAGGGCUGGGAUUAUUAAUUAUUAAGAAAACUUGUUCUUUUAUAAAAAUUUUAGCUUAUUUUUAUUAAAAAAGCAUUAAAGACUGGAUUUUAACUCUGUUUUUGCCCUUCCACUUAAGUCUUCUGAUUUUAUAACUGCUAUCUCACAGGAAUACCAUUCAGCUCGGCCUUAUAAACACUCUGUAUUAACUGGUAUUAUAUGUGAAAAUUUGUUAAGAAAAAUUCGUCAUGAAAUUAUUGAAAAUCUUGCCUUUUCUGAGAAAGAAACAGACAUUUAUAAGGUCUUCCAGACUGGUGAUCUGGAAAAUCUUUCAGGUCUUAAUGAAAAUGAACGUAAUAAGCUCUGUUCAUUAAUAGAAUUAAGAAAUGCUUUAUAUUCUUAUGAAUUUCGUUAUUUUAUUUCUAAAGUUACAGGCUGUGGUUAUUUAUCAGGUAAAAAGAUUGAUAUAUCAGUGAAUAUGUACGGCCAAGGAGGACAUUUGCUUAAUCAUGAUGAUGUGAUUGGUAGUCGUGAGGUUUCAUUUAUUUUAUAUCUUAUAGAUCCGGAUGAGACAUGGUUACCAUCAUAUGGAGGAGCAUUGAGAUUAUAUCCUACUGUUAGGCCAUGUUUUCCUGAAUCUGAGCAUGAAAAAGCUAUUUUUCCUGUAUGGAAUCAACUUUGUUUUUUUCAAGUUCAACCAGGACGUUCAUUCCAUGAUGUGGAAGAAGUGUAUGAAAAGGAUAAAUGGAGGCUCAGUAUUUCAGGAUGGUUUCAUAGGCCUCAACCUGGAGAAGAAGGAUGGAAAGAAUCGGAAAAAUCAGAGGAAAAAGUAUUGAGUACUUUACAAAAUCUUCAUUCAAAUAUACAAGAUUACGAUGAGCCUCGAAUGGAACCUAGAAUAUGUUCAAUUACUUUUAAUGAUGAAUUUAACGAGUUUUUGAAGGGACAUCUUGUAUAUUUAAAAGAUUGGAUAAAUCCUGUCUAUCUUAAUUAUGAAAAAAUGAUACAGCUAAGAGAGACUUUUUUGGAUAAUUCUGUUCUUGAAUUACCUGAUUUUCUUGAAUCUACGGUUUCCAGUCGUAUAAAAGACUGGAUCAUUGAUAUAGAAAAAUCAAGUUCAACUCAUUUAUCAUUGGAUACUUCUUCCCCUUGGAAACUUGCAAAACCUCUUCACAAACAUCGUUAUUUAUAUAUCGACACUCCUGAUUCUUCUUUUAACUCGCCUCUUAUCUCUCUUUUACAAAAUCUUUUCAAUCAUCCUUCUUUUCAUCAAUGGAUUCAUUUUUGCACCACUUUAACUCCUUCAACUUUUACUUCACUUAUUCGUCGCUUUCGUCCUGGUCUAGAUUACACUCUUGCAAUUCCUCAGACCUCUUCUACACAUAUUCUUGAUCUUAUUCUUUCUUUAACUCCUUCUGGACACUGGAAUCACGGUCAAAAUGGCGGUUACUGUUUAUAUAUGGAACCUAACACUAUCACACACUCUACUCUCCUCUAUUCUACUCCUUCUUGGAAUAAUCUUCACCUUAUUUUAAGAGAUCCUGGCGUUCUUCAUUUCAUCAAAUACGUUUCUCUUUAUUCAAACUUCUCUCGUUGGGAUAUCCUUUCAAAUAUGUAUUUUAUCACUUCAUAACACUUCAACGUCAACAUCUAUCACUCUUAAAACCCUCUUUGCUG
Molecule: messenger RNA, 1800 nt
Organism: Pneumocystis carinii B80
Lineage: Eukaryota; Fungi; Ascomycota; Pneumocystomycetes; Pneumocystales; Pneumocystaceae
Exons: 3
Coding region: 602-1756 (384 amino acids)
Biological process (GO): peptidyl-proline hydroxylation; regulation of translational termination
Cellular component (GO): cytoplasm
Molecular function (GO): iron ion binding; L-ascorbic acid binding; peptidyl-proline dioxygenase activity
Source: RefSeq, a predicted model, not a curated record